This is a messenger RNA of Pelobates fuscus (common spadefoot toad), 1863 nucleotides long. RefSeq names its product glucocorticoid modulatory element binding protein 1 (gene GMEB1). Bases 82 to 1596 code for a protein of 504 amino acids. Gene Ontology annotation, biological process: regulation of transcription by RNA polymerase II. The record is from RefSeq and is a predicted model, not a curated record. Lineage: Eukaryota; Metazoa; Chordata; Amphibia; Anura; Pelobatidae. Gene Ontology annotation, molecular function: RNA polymerase II cis-regulatory region sequence-specific DNA binding. The transcript is spliced from 10 exons. Gene Ontology annotation, cellular component: nucleus.
GAUAACCGGACAUCUAAACCGAGACGGUGCGCGCACCCGGGGCCAGGUGGGAGCGCGCUGGGGAGGUUGCUCAUGUGACAAAUGGCAAAUGCAGAAGUAACAGUCCCAAUGGGGGACGUAGUGGUGAUUCCCAGUGAUUGUGCCGAGGGUGAGGAUCCAGAAGAUGCAAAAACUCAGGUCAUCUUGCAGCUGCAGCCAAUACCCCAUGGGAUUUAUGGGGACGUAUCGGAUACCAAUGCUGCUGUUGUUUCCUUGGAAACACACACACUCAAGAUGGGAGACACGCUGGAUGGUGGUACAGUGGAGCUGAGUGAGGAUAUUGACAUUGCAUAUCCAAUUACUUGUGGGGAAAGCAAGGCCAUCCUGCUGUGGAAGAAAUUUGUCUGUCCAGGAAUAAAUGUCAAAUGUGUUAAGUUUAAUGAUCAGCUGAUCAGUCCCAAACACUUUGUUCAUCUAGCUGGAAAAUCUACCUUAAAGGACUGGAAACGAGCCAUCCGCUUGGAGGGAGUCAUGCUGAGGAAAAUGAUGGAUUCAGGGCAGAUUGAUUUCUACCAGCAUGAUACAGUCUGCACAAAUACAUGCCGAAGUACCAAGUUUGACCUCCUGAUUAGCAGUGCCCGUGCACCAGUACCGGGGCAGAGCAACGUUGUACAGGCUUCUACCACAGGAGAAGGUAACCUGUCUACAGUGGCUGUGUCAGAGGAAACCGUGGAAGAUGGAACAAUUGAGUGGGGCUCAAGUCUCACUGCCACAAUGCAACUAAAUAGAGAGGAUAGAAGCAAAAAAGAAGGAGAAGAGAUAUCUGAGGAGACUUUGCUGUUUUGGAAAGGUAUUUCUGAUGUGGGCCUAAUGGAUGAAGUUAUCAGCAAGGUUCAAAAUGAAAUAGAGGUUCUUUUAAGUGGUGUCCAACAACGAAUGAAUGAUUCUCCAUUCCAGGUGGCAGAUGCCACGGUGCUCAGUAACAUUGCACACAGCUUUGGCUUUCUUGAUGUUGUUAAGAGAAUCCUGGAACAGAAAAAGAAUCAGACAGACCAGAGUGAAGAACAGUAUUAUUACACACUGACAGAUCUGGAACGUCAGUUGGAAGAACAAAGGAAGCAGGAAGGAAGUAGGUCACCACUUCUUCAAAAUGUAGUUUUGAUGCCUGUGAACAACCCCAAACCACCCAAGAGACCUCGUCUGCAACGCCCAGCAUCUGCUGGCUCCUUGGGGACCACAUCUAGUCAACCACACUACACAGUUCUAUCACCACUCACUUUAGCUCCCGUUGGACAACAAUUCUCCUUGGGUGGACUGAGAUACACCACUGUACUUGGCAAAGCUGGGGCAGGGGAUGCCCUAGCAGUACUAACAACUGAGAUGCAAGAAUCAGGCAGCUUGGCUGAGAUGAUGAGCCCUGUAGAGUUGGUAACCAUGGAUGCAGGACUCGGACAGGAGGGAGUUGGUGAUGAGGGGCAGACUAUCAUUCAGAUAGACCCAGCACCAGAUCCAGAAGGGGGGUCAAAGGUCAUGGAACUUGGCGAUGGAAAGGUGCUAGGAGUUGGUCAUUCUGAUGGAAUACACAAUGUAGAGAUUGUGGUGCUAGAAGAUGAUUAGGAAGUAGGAAGGAUGAAAGUAAAUUCUGAAAUUGUGAAAGGUCUGCUCCAAGUGGGAGGGAUUUUUUUUUGUGUGUUGAUAACAGUAAAGGGAUUUAACGCUUCACUUUGAACAGUGAGAUUUGGCUUAUACUGAUGGACCUAAAUAGUAUCUUGCUAAACCAGACCUUCUGCUGGAAACUAUAUGUAUGCUUUUAUCCUAUGUGUUUUUCUGUACAGAAACUGUGUUUAAAAAAAAAAAAAUAAUAAUUAGAAAAUAAUUUUUUAA